AUGGGGGCAUCGCAGAGUUUCAUGGACCUCAGCGGAAGCCCCUUGGAGGAGCUGCUGGGCGCGGACCUGAAGCGAGCACCCCUGCAUGGGCUGCUACCGAUGGCGCAGAACAAGCGGCUGAACUUAGAGGCCUGGUCGAAGCUGGAGCUACUCCACUCCCGGACCUUUGCAGGUGCCUCCCGUCUCAAGGCAUCUCGAAGAGCAGUCGUGGCCGAUGGCUUAGAGGUCGCAGCAACUGCGGUGGAAGUCACGGAGGAGGAGGAGGAGGAGAUCAAAUCGGUCACCGUGUCUUUGCUGCUGAGCCCAAUGCGUCAAGGCAAGCCGUUCUGGAACCUUGUGAGCGCCUUCACCGCGGAGGUCUUUCGGGAGAUCUUGGUCGUUCACGUGCUGAUGCCAAUCUCAGCCACGGUCCCGAGCAUCCUGUGGCAAGAGGACAACAAGGCGAGCUCCUCUACGCCUGGGCCUGGGCCUAUUCCAGAACUGCUCCCGUAUGUGGACUCGCUGAUGAACCGCUUGAGGAGCAAAUUGUCCGAGUUGCAGCAGCAGGAGGCACAACACGCCAUCAAUGUGGAGGGCUCGCUGGAACUUAUCCGCCAACCGACGUCUCCGAAGAGUCCGACACGGAGGCGGGCGUCAGACGUGGGCCCCAUGAAUCCGCAGACGAUGCCGAUCCUCCCCACCGAGCUGUUGAAAUCCCAGUGGACGCGGCAAUUGAGUUCAGACUCCAUCUGCUCGGAGCUUCCCGACUUGGCGGACCUUUGGGGUGCCAGAGAGCCGGUGAUGUUGGCGGGCUCCACUCUCAGCCUCGACUUCUUCGAGGGCUCUGCUGGGGCGCGGCGUCCGAGGGUGCUGGAGGUGGCGGAGAAUCGCUGCAGGAACCUGGCGAGAGUGCUCGGUGACAGCGUCUUCUCAGGUAUCCACUUUGUGCCUCGCUUCGGUGCUGCGAUUUCGCUUCCGUACGAGCUGCUGAAGUUCGGGGAGGAGGUCUUGGAGAAGGAGAGUGAGGAGUUGGUAAUGCAGUGGAAGUGGGGUGAUCGGCACCAUCGAAAGGACAAGUUCUACGAGGUGCCGUUCAUGAUCUUGGAUCCGGACGAGGUGGACUGCCCCAUCGCCUACAUGUCGCAAGGUCUCGAGGAUCUGACUGGCUACUUUCGAGCUUGGGCCUUGGGACGGCACUUCCGGUUCCUGCUGCUCCCGGAUGCUCUGCAAAACCGGGUCUUCAACGGCCAGGAGAUGGCGAGGAUAGACGAGUUCUGCUGCAACCAAAACAAGGAUGCACCAACUACGCCGGCAAUCUCCACCACGCGCGUCUGCUGGGACUUCAAAGAAAGCGCCUUCCUCGAUCGGUCGCCGCGCUCCAGCAGCCCCAAGCGGAAGCGGGUAGGGCAACCUCCUCCGUCCAAGGACCUGGAUGUCCCUUGUCGCAUGCUGAGCUUGCUGCGGCUCUUCGUCCCGAAGAACAAGAGCCCUGUUUGGAGCUGCUUCUACUUGAGGCAUGUCUGGGUGCAGGAUCCCAACAUCCUGGAUCCGACUGCGGACUUCUGCGUGAAGCACUUCAUUUUCGUGGUGGUCCGCCCACUCUAUACGCAGAUGCCGGCGCUGGAGGAUCUGCUGACCAUGGACGCCCUUGAGACGAACCUAGAGCUUGGGGCCCACCUUCGGAAGAUGCUUCUGGAGAGGUCUCACAAUGUGGCGUUGAAGGAGCGUGAGGCGAUCUCAACUUUGGACACUGUGGUCCCUGAAUGGCUGCUGAAGAAUGGCCAGGGUGUUCCAAGCUGCAUGGUUGGCUGGCAUUUCGUGGCGCGAAUUGGCCUCGCGGCAGUCCGGGACUUCCAAGGCAGCUGGUCACGCUUGGCCAAGACCCUUUUCAAGCUCAAUCCCGAGCCCACCGGGAGGAAUUUGGUGGAGCAGAGCAUCAACGAUGAGGAGGAUGGACUGCUUUGUUGGGUGGCGGACGCUUCCUCUUGGGUGGAGGACACUUCGACAGACCGCAAGAUGGGUCUCCCACUUGUGUUCAUAAGUCAGUCGCUCCAGAAGUUGACGGGCUACUCCAGCGAGUUUGCAUUGGCGCGGAUCCAUGGCCCGUACCUGCUUCAGGCUUUCCUGCACCACAGUACAGAUCAGUACAGAAGGUUGCAGUUCACAUGGCAAGUUUCUGGUGUGUUGACAUCCGUAGGCCCCAACGCUCGAACUUUGUUCAUGGCAGGGGCUCUGAAAACACGCCAAACGUCGGUUUCAAGCAUGCGUGAACCUGUCCAUACGAAAGCAAAACUAUCGGCAGCCAGAUGA
This is a messenger RNA of Symbiodinium sp. CCMP2592, 2289 nucleotides long. Lineage: Eukaryota; Dinophyceae; Suessiales; Symbiodiniaceae. The record is from the annotation of a GenBank genome assembly.